AUGCGAAAGCGCUCUAGAAAUUUUGAUGGCUGCUGGACAUGUCGUUUGAGGAAAAUAAAAUGUGACGCUACGAAGCCCAUCUGUUUGCGGUGCCAAAAGGCCAAGCUUGAAUGUAAAGGCUACGGUAUCGUUCUUGCGUGGGCGGAUAGUAUUACCGUUGGAGAAAACAAUGAACUCGUUACGAUCCCCAUGUCCAGAACAAAUACGGAGGAAAAGAAGGAAAGCGGCUGGCUGAGACGUAAUGUUGAGCUUGUCAAGUUCCCAAAAAGCAUGCAGUUUGAGAGCUAUGCAAAAUUGAACCACGUCGUGGUGCAGCUAGAUGAUGUUUCCAAAAACUUGAAAUCAGAAGCCUACUUCUCUGGUCCAUUUGGCGUUUAUCGUACAAGAAAAAUAUUCAAAAAGAACGUUCCUGUAUUGGAAUCUAUGUCGAUGGCAUCCUCAGACAGUCGAAAUCUGAUGGAAGAUGGAAUGGUCGAUUCAUCAAUACGCAAACGAGAGAAGGAUUCCAGCUUUACUGAGCGGUUUGGUUCCAUUUUUUCUAAUACGGAUAAUGAAUUUGUGCAUUAUGAGCUUCUUGAUGCAGCAAAGCUCACAAUUGUGGCAAUCAAAGGAAGCGCAUACAAAUUCAGCGAACAAAGCAUGUUCCACAUUCUUUAUCCGAAGUUUUUUGCCAAUGUUGAUUCAGAUGACUGGCUGCCAAAUAUUCAAAUUUUUCAAAACUUCUUCACACGCAAGAACAAACAGAUAAUCAUUUUUUCCAAGCUUGGUGAAACCGUGCUGUUCUUGUCCUCUGAGCAUUUCAAUUUUAUUCACAUUAAAACUGUUAACUCUGGCUGGGAUGUUCUAGUUGUUCCCUUAUUGAAACAAAAUAUUUUUGAGUUGGUUUGUGAAGAGUACUCAAGUUUGGGUAAUUGGGAUACAUAUCUCAUUGACCGAUCAGAGACGGAUGUCCCUAGAGAAAAGCUUUUAAAAAACUUGCGGUUUGGUGUACUUUGCAUGAGCUUAGCAUCUUGUACUUUCCAUAAAUUCUUAAACUCAAACAAAAAAUCUCCAAGGAAUGCAGAUGAUGAAUUUCAUGUGGAUGAAGACUUAAAGUUAAGCAUAGAACUUCGAAAGUUUGGUUGUACUGUAUUAGAUUAUCAUCUUGAUGAGUACGAUAAUAACUCACUGUAUCCACAAAAUGAUUUUUAUAACGUCUAUCUUCUUCUCGCAUUAAUUCUUCAGAUUCACUUAGAUAAUUCGUUUGGUGUUUUCGAAAACUACGAGCUAAACUUUGCAAUUGGUGAUUUUAUAUUGAAGGAAAAGAGCAGAUGGAAACCUCCUAGUCGCAUGUCCCACACUGAAAGGUACCUUCGACAUUUUUUAAACAUUCUCAACAUCUUUUAUGAAUCCACACAGGCUAUUAAUUUUUUCAACUAUUCUAUUCUGGAAGCAGAUCGCAUGGUCAAAUAUCUGGAUUUGAACGAAAACUAUGAUCUUUCAAAAAGGACUGCUUCUUAUGCAGAUGAAUUCGACUCGAGUGAGAGUGAAGAACAUGAAUUGGAUGACCGAAAUUCUUCCCAUGUUAUUAGGGUGGAUUCGUUAGAGAGCGAAUCACAUCAGCCAUCUUUCACAAUUCACUUCAACAAAAGAAAUCAACAAGAUCUGCUUACGAGUGCUGAAAGCAAAGCCAUUCGUGAUCAAGACUACCAAAUCCCGAAGCAUUCUCUAUUGGAAUCAUCGUCUAGUACGCAUCCCAUCACUCCUAACAUUGAGGACAGUUCGGUUUACCUUACAUUUGGUUUACCCAAAUCCUUGAUCGAGCUCUUUCAUGAAGUGAUCCAGCUAACAAAUCACAAGAACGUGUUCAGAACGAAAGGAGUAACACCUCGUAACUUCCCACGAAUUUGUGCAGAGACUGAAGACCGACUUAUCAACUGGAAUGUAGAGAAUUAUUGGAAACUUUAUGACAACGAAUACAAUCCGAUCUCCAAUGUUGCGACCAAGACUUUCAUUUCGAAGUUCCAUGAAGGCUUAUUUUACAAUGUGACUAGUUUUCAUAGCGCAUUGUUGGUAUAUUACAAAAGGUUAAUACCUGGCUCACCCAUUGAAAGCUACCAAGAAAAUAUUGAAGCGUGUUUUGAUGCAUUAGAAAAGUUGAUAGCCAUGAGUGCUAAUUCUGUACAAGAUAUCAGCCUUACAUCCUUUUCUCCUUCGUUUUGGCCGUUGUUAGUAUGUGGUUGCGACAUUGAUCUAACAACUAACAAAUUUUUGAAGCAGAAAUGCCAAGAUUUAUGGAAAGCAAAGUGUUUCACUAGGUACAACUAUUGGAGAUCGAAGCAAAUCUUAUUUGAAGUGUGGAAAAGAAGGGAAGAAGAUAAAGAGAAUAACGGUUUCAUGGAUAUGAUUAGGGAAUGGGGCAUCGUUUUAUGCUUAGGUUGA
Molecule: messenger RNA, 2421 nt
Organism: Clavispora lusitaniae ATCC 42720
Lineage: Eukaryota; Fungi; Ascomycota; Pichiomycetes; Serinales; Metschnikowiaceae
Gene: ARG83
Product: Arg83p
Biological process (GO): positive regulation of transcription by RNA polymerase II
Cellular component (GO): nucleus
Molecular function (GO): zinc ion binding; transcription cis-regulatory region binding; DNA-binding transcription factor activity, RNA polymerase II-specific
Source: RefSeq, a predicted model, not a curated record